AUGUCAUGUUACACGUCGUCUUUACUCCUUGCCGACAGUGAAAAGGAGGUCAAAGCUUCUGAAAGCCCUCAAGUCAGGUUCCCUGGAAGCAGUCCCGCGGUUGUGGGAUCAGAUUACCGCUGCGCCUGCGCCGCCUUCGCGCCGCCCGCACCGCCCGCACCGCGCAGGACAGUGGCGAUGGCUCGGGAACUCCUUCUGUGUAUAGUGGUGGUGGUGGUGGUGGUGGGCGGCGCCCUGGGGGAUGAGAUCGAGAUGGAGGUGAGGAGUGGCAGGGUGCUGAAGAUGCUCAGGGAGAUGGUGAACCAGACGGCGGCGGAUUCGCUCAACCUGCCCGCCAACGCCACCUCCAUACGAGAGAACAUCACCGAUACCUUCAGCUGCGAGAACCGCACGUACGGCUACUACGCGGACGUGGACAACGAGUGUCAAGUGUUCCACGUGUGCCUGCCCACGCAGACGCCCACCGGCCGCAACGUCACCUACCGCUACAGCUUCAUCUGCCCCGCCGAGACCGUCUUCAACCAGGAAGUACUAGUCUGCACCAGGACCAGAGACUCCAUACCCUGUGAGGAAUCACCGAGUUACUACGACUUGAACAUGGAAAUCGGAAAAGUAAACAAAGAGGACCAGAAGGUCCCAAAGGACACAGAAAUCGUACCAGUCAAAAAUCAAAAGAGACAACCGAUCAGAAGAAAGCAGAACAUUAUUCAGGAGCUGAUGAAGGAUGCGUUGGAGCAAAUGGAGGAGAUAGAAGAAAUCCCGGAAGAGAACAAUGAAAAUAUUGUCGCUUCGGAAAAUAUCGUUGGAGCAAACAACUUUUACAUUCCAUAUGCAACCAUAGCGGUGCCACCACCAGUACCAGUACCAGAAAGUUUCAAAGAAGUAGAUGACGGCAACACGAGACUAGGAACAGAGAGAUACUUGAGAUCCGGUAGAACGUUGUUUCGAGGUUCGAAGAGAUAUAGACCGGAGGAAUAAA
Molecule: messenger RNA, 979 nt
Organism: Aricia agestis (brown argus)
Lineage: Eukaryota; Metazoa; Arthropoda; Insecta; Lepidoptera; Lycaenidae
Exons: 5
Coding region: 1-978 (325 amino acids)
Cellular component (GO): extracellular region
Molecular function (GO): chitin binding
Source: RefSeq, a predicted model, not a curated record